AUGCGCCGCGGGAAGGCGACGGAAAAGCCCCCCCGCGACCCCCCAACCUCGGCGCCGACGAAAGAAGAAACGGGAAAGGGACGGGGAAAGCGCCCACGGGCGCCGCCGCCACGCGAGCGCGAGGAUGGGGAAACGCGGCCCCGCGUGGAGGAUCUCGGGCGCGUUGCCCCCCCUUCCCCUUCGUGGAUCCCCUUAGAGGGGAGGGAUGUCAUCGAUUUAACGCAACUCCCGGAGUCGACGCCACGAACGGUGGCGAAACACGUUCCCGCCGCGUCGGGGGCAUCGGACUUUUCCGAAGUUUCUCGGCAGCUUCUUUUUGACGACGACGAAAAGGAAAAGGAAAAGGCUCCUUCCGUCGUGGCGGCGGAGAUCCCUUCUGGAUGGGGAAGUGAGGCAACGAAGUUUUUUGAUCCCACCACCUACUGCGAUAACCCCGCCAAAGCGAACGUUCGGGAGGAGAUGCCUACGCAACGCAUCCGUGCGCGGCGGCAGAUCGAACUUCCGGCGUACUUAGCCUACCUCGAUGACUUUUAG
This is a messenger RNA of Phytomonas sp. EM1, 534 nucleotides long. The record is from the annotation of a GenBank genome assembly. NCBI's taxonomy places the organism in Eukaryota, Euglenozoa, Kinetoplastea, Trypanosomatida, Trypanosomatidae.